Messenger RNA from Pseudomyrmex gracilis, 1319 nucleotides. RefSeq lists its product as uncharacterized. The transcript has 4 exons. NCBI's taxonomy places the organism in Eukaryota, Metazoa, Arthropoda, Insecta, Hymenoptera, Formicidae. The record is from RefSeq and is a predicted model, not a curated record. Bases 580 to 1212 code for a protein of 210 amino acids.
UUCGUUUUCGACGGUUUAUAAGCUAUAAGAUAAAAUUAAUAUAUAUCAAUAGUUUUUAACAUUUAUACGACAGAAGUACAGACAUCGGUGUCUUGUUUUGUUACCAUCAUGUUGCUCCUAUCUUGCCGAAAACGAAAGACAAAACAAAGAGUUGUCCAUAAAUAGAAGUCAUUUUAUUGACAACGUAAUGAGCAACAGUUGCUCUUCGUUUGCUCUGAAUCUACUGACACAAAAUGUCUCAAAUUUGCCUUAGUGUUGUUGUUUAUGUAUGACUAUGGAUUACGUUUUCAGCAAAUAUACAGCAAUUAGUCGAAAACUUCUGCUCAGCAUUAAAUUACAUGAUUUUACAAAACAUGCUUGGCUAUCAGGCAGUGUGUUAAUUGGUGGCCGAGAGCAACGAAGAUAGACGUCCGAGAGUCAAUUGAGAGAGAGUGAUAGUGAAAGGUGAUAGCAUGCAUGUAGCAUGCAUAGACUUGUGAGAGACUUGGCAGGCGCUGUUAUAAAUCGGUUUGAUAAUAAAAAGUUAAAAAGUGAUAUAAUUAAUGAUGGUGCAGUCUUGCUGUAUUUGCAAAUUGAAAUAUGGUGUUUGAAGUGAUGUUUCUUUCCAUCGAAGAAUUGAGAGAAAAGUGGAUCAGUAUAAUAGGACAUCGAGUUUCUAAAAGCAGUUCUGUUUGCAGUGACCAUUUCACAGACACUGACUUUAGAUAUAAGGUAAUACAAGAUGUGCCAAAAAGAUACUUACUACCUGAUGCUGUUCCCAGUUUACUUCAUCCGAUACAACAAACAAUAAUACUUACAAGUAGUAAAUCGUUACGUGAAAAGAAUACUGAACAAGAAGUUGAUAACAGUGAUACUAAUGAUAAAUAUCCUACAUCAGAGGUUGAUUCAAAACAAUCUGCUGUUUCCAGCCCAGCAGCAUUAAUUGAAACAAUAAAUAACAGUGAUACUAAUGAUAAAUAUCCUACAUCAGAGGUUGAUUCAAAACAAUCUGCUGUUUCCAGUCCAGCAGCAUUAAUUGAAACAAUAAUUAGCAGUGAUAUUAAUGAUAAAUAUCUUACAUCAGAGAUUGAUUCAAAACAAUCUGCUGUUUCCAGUCCAGCAGCAUUAAUUAAUGAAGAUUCACUAAUUAAUAAAGAUUAUGUAUAUAUCACAAUCGUCUUGUUGUAUUUAACAAUCAAUAGAUACGUAAUUCAUGGAAAUACUAUUUCUUAAGCUAUGUUUUUUUUUAUUUAAAACCAAUUAUAUGAGAAGUUAUUAUAGAGAGUUAUUUUAUAAAGUUGUAUAAACCCGGAAAAAAAUGGAUUAGAUCUAACUUAAAU